Messenger RNA from Salvia hispanica, 1029 nucleotides. The record is from RefSeq and is a predicted model, not a curated record. NCBI's taxonomy places the organism in Eukaryota, Viridiplantae, Streptophyta, Magnoliopsida, Lamiales, Lamiaceae.
AUGGGGUCGAUGGCACCUCCGAAGCUCACCCCCCUAACCCGUCACCUAUUUUCAUCGUUUCUAUCUUUCUACGCAGUUACUUGUUGGGCAUUAGGAACUAUAAGUGGGAUUGAGGCAUGGACUCGUCUUAAAUACGGAGAGGAAUCGAAAUUAUCAUUGCAAGAGCUCUUAAACUGUUGCGACCGUAAUCCCAAGAAUGAUGAUGACAAAUAUGUGGACAAAUAUCAGUUUUACUCAAGCUCAUCAUUGGAUGCAUUUCUGUGGAUUGAAAGUAAUGGAAUCCAAUUAGAAAAAGACUACAAGUGGGAGGGCGAACUCGGUGCAUCUACCGUGAAGAAAAUGAAAUGGAAUGGAAUCAAACUAGAUUCCCACGAGAAUAUUUCAACUGAUGAAGAGAGCUUACUAAUUGCUCUUAAUAAAGGCCCGGUCGUUGGUGCAAUUUUAUUUGAUAAAGGUGGUUUAUUAAGCCUUGAUAAGAAGGAUAUUUGGGAUGGGAUCCCAUGCAUUCCCGCACCAGAUGGAAAGUACAAGUACCAUGUUGGUGUAUUCUCCGGAUACGGCACUACCGAUUCAGGUAAAAAAAUUUAUUGGUUUCAGAGUUCAUGGGGUUCUAGAUGGGGGGAGUCCGGAUAUGGAAGGAUUCUCCGCAAAUCAAGUUAUAACUCGAAGAAUACACCACCUGCUGACCUUAUUUGUAAAACAAGAAUCCCCGGCACAAUUCACAAGGUUGUCAACGGAAAAAUCCAAAGAGCAAACAAUUACAGUGAUGUUGAUGAAGAAAAGAAGCCACAGGUCAUAAAAGAUUACCUUGAACCGGCUAUUGGCAACUACAAUUACAAUAGUGGGACGCAUUUGAUAUUAGAGUCUGUUGAGAAAGUUCUUUACCAAAAAACGUCAUUAGUGGAGAAAUACGAUUUCAUGUUCAAUGCCAAGGCUCCUGACAAUAAUAUGAGGAAAUUUAAAGCGCAGAUCAUCAAAAUUAAAGAAGGAUAUGUUGUCAUCAAAUAUGAAGAAGUUAAGGUGGUUUGA